GCCUCCUCCAGUCAAAACUCUCACAGUGAGGCGGAAUACACACAAGGACGGACACUUCUGCAUUCAUCUUCAUCAACAUGACAUUCUUAAUUUGCAUUUUUGUAUUUUGUCUGUCUACAUUUUUAAAGGAGGUGCAGGGCACGUAUGGCCCUUACGCACGGAACCAGAACCAGUUGUACCCGAACCAGCAGAGAUCUCACUUCUCCCCUAAUAAUGUGCCUGGACACGGCAACUCCAUCAACUUUGGAGCUCAUGGCUUUAAUCACAGGUUUUACAGCUAUCAUCAUCGCAACCCUCAUCAACAUCAUCACCAGCGGCCGCCCUGGAAGGGGCCUCCCUUUAUCUACCACCGUCCUGUCUUACCUGUCUGGCCCAUCUCACCUGUCCAGCCUGUUCGGACAGUUCUGCCCACACCGCCCAGAAUGCCAGCGGUGUCACCUGCCCCUACAGUGCCCAUGCCACUCGCCACGGUAGCCACCCUCCCCCCGCCACCUCCAACACAGACUACAACCACUACAGCCACUACAACCACUACAACCACUCCACAGCCGGUCAGUACCCCUCGUGGCACAACUGCCCCUGCCGAACCUCCCACUGACCCAGCUCCAGCAGAGCUUUGCAAGAGCCGUCCUCUAGACCUGGUUUUUAUCAUCGACAGUUCUCGAAGCGUCCGUCCUGCAGAGUUUGAGAAGGUCAAAAUCUUCCUCUCUGAAAUGGUCAACUCUCUAGAUAUCGGAUCCGACGCCACACGAGUCGCCCUGGUCAACUACGCCAGCACCGUCAACACUGAGUUCCUUCUGAAAAAGUACUUUAGUAAGGCUGAAGUCAAGCAGGCCUUCUCCCGUAUCGAUCCGCUCUCAACGGGAACCAUGACUGGCCUGGCCAUCAAAACCGCCAUGGAGCAGGUUUUUACAGAGACUGCUGGAGCCCGGCCACUGAAAAAGAAUAUCGGUAAGGUGGCCAUUAUUGUGACCGACGGAAGGCCGCAAGAUAAAGUUGAAGAGGUUGCAGCAGCAGCAAGGGCUUCUGGGAUUGAAAUAUAUGCCGUUGGAGUGGACCGAGCAGAUAUACGGUCUCUUAAACUGAUGGCCAGUCAGCCUCUAGAUGACCAUGUGUUCUAUGUGGAAACAUACGGCGUGAUUGAGAAACUCACAUCCAAGUUCAGGGAGACACUCUGUGGUUUCGACGCUUGUGCACUUGGGCACAACUGCGAACAUAUUUGUGUCAACAACAAUGCUUCUUAUUUCUGCAAGUGCAGAGAGGGAUAUGUUAUCAACUCUGACAAGAAAACAUGCUCUAAGCAGACCAACGAAGAGGCAAGAGGAGAUCUGACUGAGAAUGCCUGCAUGUGUGAGGCUCAAAUCGCAUUUCAGAGGAAGGUUCACAACAGCAUACAGGCGCUCACCAGCAGACUGGAUGACAUCACAAACAGAGUGCAGCAGUUUGAUCUCCGUCAUGCCUAGAGUGGAGAAUGGGACUCAAAACGGCUUGAUCCAGAAAACAACAACAACAACAACAGCAUCUUUAUUUAAUCUUUCGUUGUAGCAUUCUUCACUUUGUAUAUUUAAUCUGUUAAAUGUGUUAUUACAUAUUGUGCUUAUUAUUUUAGGUUUCAUUAUGUUCUGAGUAUGAUUUUUGAGUUAUCAACAUAUAUCAUAUUGACUUUGUUGACAAAGUGUUAAAUGCAGAAUAAAUUUCCUUUUAUUUUUGGAACAAAUAGUAAAAGUAAAUAAGUAAGUAAAGGUAAUAUGUAAAGUAUAUGCACAUUAUUUUAUAUUUUUCUUUAUUUUGGAUACUUGUACAAAUAUAUAUGAAGAAAUAAAAUAUUCUUUGACGCCA
This is a messenger RNA of Megalobrama amblycephala (Wuchang bream), 1839 nucleotides long. RefSeq names its product matrilin 3b (gene matn3b). Gene Ontology annotation, molecular function: calcium ion binding. The coding region runs from base 78 to 1463 and encodes 461 amino acids. The transcript is spliced from 6 exons. Lineage: Eukaryota; Metazoa; Chordata; Actinopteri; Cypriniformes; Xenocyprididae. The record is from RefSeq and is a predicted model, not a curated record.